Molecule: messenger RNA, 3857 nt
Organism: Puntigrus tetrazona (Sumatra barb)
Lineage: Eukaryota; Metazoa; Chordata; Actinopteri; Cypriniformes; Cyprinidae
Gene: tomm70
Product: translocase of outer mitochondrial membrane 70 homolog A (S. cerevisiae)
Exons: 12
Coding region: 77-1816 (579 amino acids)
Molecular function (GO): protein binding
Source: RefSeq, a predicted model, not a curated record
UGUAAAGGAGGUGGUUCGUCGGUGCGUGCGCACGUUAGUUUGUGAGUUUGCGCGUUAGCUGGGUGCUGCUGCGUGGAUGAUGGCUGCGUCGAAGCCCGUAGAGCCUCAGUCUGGGAGUGGGCUCCCCCGUUGGCAGCUAGCGCUCCUUGUCGGGACUCCGAUCGUCCUCGGUGUCGGAGCUGUGUACCUGUGGAACCGAAGUCGCGGCAAAGAAAAACAAGGGAAAAGGAAUGGGGAGAGGAAAACCCCCGAAGGAAGCGCUAGCCCUGUUCAGGGCCAGCACGGUGCGACCAACCCAGAGCUGGAGAACAUGAGUCCCCUUGACAGAGCACAGUCUGCUAAGAAUAAGGGCAACAAAUACUUUAAGGCUGGCAAAUAUGAGCAUGCCAUUCAGUGCUACACGGAAGCAAUCAGCCUAUGUCCCAAAGAACAGAAAGGAGAUCUGUCCACCUUCUACCAGAAUAGAGCUGCAGCCUAUGAGCAACAGCUGAAAUGGACAGAAGUGAUACAGGAUUGCUCUCAGGCAGUCGAGCUGAAUCCCUGCUAUGUAAAGGCCCUUUUUAGGCGUGCCAAAGCACUGGAAAAGCUGGGUAACAAGAAGGAGUGUUUAGAAGAUGUGACGGCAGUAUGUAUUCUGGAGGUUUUCCAGAACCAACAGAGCAUGCUACUCGCAGACAAGGUUCUGAAACAGCUGGGAAAAGAGAAGGCCAAAGAAAAAUACAAGAACCGGGAGCCCCUUAUGCCAUCUCCUCAGUUCAUCAAGUCCUACUUCAGCUCCUUUACGGAUGACAUAAUUUCACAGCCUUUACAGAAAGGAGAAAAGAAAGAUGAGGAUAAAGAUAAAGAGGGUGAGGCCUCAGAGGUUACAGGAAGCUCAGGCUACCUAAAGGCUAAGCAGUAUAUGGAAGAGGAGAACUACGAUAAAAUCAUCAGUGAGUGCACAAAGGAGAUCGAGUCUGGAGGCAGGUACACAGCCGAAGCUCUUCUCCUGAGAGCCACCUUCUACCUACUGAUAGGAAACGCUACUGCUGCACAGCCUGAUCUCGACCGUGUCAUCAACAUGGAUGAUGCCAGUGUCAAGUUACGUGCUAACGCGCUCAUUAAACGUGGAAGCAUGUACAUGCAGCAGCAGCAGCCCCAGCUUUCCACGCAAGACUUCAACAUGGCUGCAGAGAUCGACCCCCGUAAUGCAGAUGUCUACCAUCACAGGGGACAGUUGAAGAUUCUGCUGGAUCAGGUAGAGGAGGCUGUGGGAGAUUUUGAUGAGUGUAUAAAGCUUCGACCAGACUCUGCACUUGCCCAGGCCCAGAAGUGUUUUGCAUUGUACCGACAGGCCUACACUGGAAACAACCCAUCCCAGGUUCAGAAAGCCAUGGAUGGUUUUGAGGACGUCAUUAGGAGGUUUCCAAAGUGUGCUGAGGGCUAUGCUUUGUAUGCACAGGCGCUAACAGACCAGCAGCAGUUCGGUAAGGCAGAUGAAAUGUAUGACAAGUGUAUUGAACUAGAGCCAGACAAUGCCACAACAUAUGUCCACAAAGGUUUGUUGCAGCUUCAGUGGAAACAGGAUCUGGAAAUGGGCCUUGAACUCAUUAGCAAAGCCAUCGAAAUUGACAAUAAAUGUGACUUUGCUUAUGAAACCAUGGGAACCAUUGAAGUCCAAAGAGGCAAUCUGGACAAGGCUAUAGACAUGUUCAACAAGGCCAUUAACUUGGCCAAGUCAGAGAUGGAGAUGGCCCAUCUCUACUCCCUCUGUGAUGCUGCUUAUGCCCAGACAGAGGUGGCCAAGAAGUAUGGGCUCAAGCCUCCCACUCUAUAACUUUUGCCUCCUUUUGCCACUCUCUACUGCCGGGCCACAGUAACCAUCCCAUUACCCUUUUUUUUUCUUUUUGUUUUUUUGUACUUCAUUAUAAAGAUGAUAAUUGUCAAUGAAAAAGAAGGCCGGACAAGUUCUGCUACCACGUGUUUACACUAGUUGUUAUGAGUACUGGAAGGUGGCACAGGAAAUUGUGGAGGAGCGGCAAAAAGAAUCAAGAUAAAGCAGAAAGCAAGUGAAAAAGACUGAUGGCUGCUUUGUUUGAUAUCAAAUCAUCAGUGGCAUAGCUCAAAUCCUCCCUCAUUGAGUAUGGCUUAGGCUAUCUUGCAACUUGCAACAGUACUCAUUUGUUCAUGUUCAGCCUCCCCUGCCAAUUGGUGUGACAAAUGUGAAUCUUUUUGAUUUAUAUAAUUUUAAUUUAAUUGUCAACUACAGACAUUGGGGUCCUUAAUCAGUACUUUUUUUUUUUUUUUUUUUUCUCCUUUCCAUCCAAGACACCAGAUUAAGUUUAUACCAUUAUACCAGUGUAUACCAUCAGCAGGACUGCAUUAUUGAUUCAUGGUUUGAUGCUGUAAUGUGCUCAAGGUUUGUCCUUUCACUGUCACAUCCUAGCAACCUUAUUUAUGGUCUUUGUUGUAUGGGAAGUGAAGGAUUAAAGUUUUAGUUGAGAUGUAUUUGUGUUAUAAAUCUGUUCUUGAUGUGUCACUGCUGUAAUGACACUGUGUUUAUAAGAAGGGGAUUAUAUUGAAGUUAAAUGCAAAAUUUGGCCAUACUGUUAUUCAUUUUUGUUUCUUUUUACCUCAAGUUUUUUUUUUUUUUUUUUUUUUACAUUCUGUGCUGCAUUUAAUAAUGUCAAUACAAAUUAUAAUAUCCUGUAGAAGAUAUUUAGCAUAUGAAAAAAAUCAAAUGGUACAACAAAUUUUAAAGCCCUGUACAAGAAUUUAGCUGUGAAAUCACCUUGCCCAUCUCUUCAAAGUGAGGCACAAAAGUGUUACAUUUUGAAAGCUUAUCUGUGAGAAACAUUGCAUUUCUUUUUUUGAGCAAGAACAUGAAUAAAUCUAGAAAAAAAACAUUAAUCACCAAAAUUACAUUCCUAUCAUUUUAUCUUUCAAACUGCACAUAUCUGAUUUUAUUUUUGUUUAGUUUCUCUUUGAAAUAAAAAUGUCAUUGAGGUGUAUGACUCCCUUCUUUAUAAAUCCUAAUGAAAGAAAAUAAAAGGAACACCUUACAUUUAGCAACUAAGUUCUUCCUCCCUGGUCUUUUGUUCAAAAUUUGCAUUAAUUUGUAGUCUUGAGAUAUUAAGGUACUUUUGUAUAUGUAGUGCUAUAAAUCCCUGUUUUCUUUUAAUUUGAGAAUGGUGUUUUUCCUGUUCAUAUUUAAUAAAACCAUAACUUUUUUUUUUGACUACUGUAGCCAUGACUACUGUAUCUACCUUCAUAUCCAUCUUAAAGGAAAUUCAUUCUAUAUUGUUUACCUGUUUAAGUUUGUUUUAUGACAUCAACAAAAACAAAGUGGCAUUACUGUCUUUUACAUAUAAAUUGAGAUAUUUUCUAUUUUUAAACCAUUGUUGAUUGAAUGUGUAACAUGGUUCGGGACUUGGCCUUUAACCUGAACAUAACUAAUAGUUUACAAAAAAUAGGAUGUGACCAUUUCCCUGUAUGCAUGUAUACAUUGAUCAUUAAGCAUUGCAUAAUAUGUAGAUGUUUACAUAUGUUUGCUUAUUUCUGUUUCCAGUCUGAUCGAUUGGUAGUAAUGGAUUUACAGACCAAUUUGAGGGAACAAUUCAAUCAAGACUGCUGCAUGUUUGAAGAUAACUGUUUAAAAUACAUUUUACAAAUGCAAGCUAAGUGACACCACCUAAAGGUUAAAAAUUAAUUUGUUGUGUUUGAUCUAUUGAAAGUAGCUGUGCAAUAAAACUAAAAACUCCUCAAGUAAAAAUAAAUACAAUAAGAGGGAAAAAUGUGAUGUUGGUAAAGUGUGUAAUAUUACUGUAUGAUAAUAUCAAAUAAAAAAAUGAGUUGCCCACAAUUAUUCAUAAAGCCAA